CUUUUUGUUUAAUUAUUUUUUUAUUUUUUAUUUCUUUUCUUUUUCAAACUUUGCCAGAAAAACUUGCACUUGCUUGCCUCUUUAAACAAAUUUUCUCGGCAACCAAACACAGGAAACCGAACCGAACCAAAACCACGGGGUGUGCGUCAAAUGUGAUGGGAAGUGGACUCUCUUACCUCUUCCCUUGUAUCAAACCGGUUAACCGAACUAACCGGACCACGCACCAACCGGAACAGGCUCACCAACCGGACCUGAUCUUCGCUUCGUCUGAACCCUUGGAUGAGACUCUUGGACACUCCUUCUGCUACGUCCGAUCCUCUAACCGUUUUAUCUCGCCAACUCCUUCCGAUCGCUUUGUCUCUCCUUCACACUCUCUCCGUUUUUCUCCGACCCGUUCCGGACCCGGACAGCGUGGCCCGCUGCCCGAGACAGGGUUUAAGGCCAUUUCCGGAGCGUCGGUUAGUGCCAAUACUUCUACUCCCAGAACUGUCCUCCAACUUGACAAUAUUUACGACGAUGCCACUGAGACUACGUUUACCGGUGGUUAUGGUGUGAAGAGCAGUAUUGUGAAUGUCAGUGGUUUCGAGAGUACUUCGUCGUUUAGUGCUUUACCUCUCCAGCCGAUGCCACGUGGCGGUGCUUACGAUGCCUCCGAGCGGGGCCCGUUCUUCUUGUCUGGCCCGCUGGAGCGCGGGGCAUUGUCGGGCCCACUGGACCAGAACACCGGCUGCUCCGACUCCGGUGGCCAUGUCCAUUUCUCUGCUCCGCUUGGCGGCAUUUACUUAAAGAGGAAGAAGAAGAGGAACAUUUUGGGGAUUUCGGGAAUCCGGAAAGCGUUUUACGAGAAGAAACGGCCGUGGGUGGUGCCGGUACUGAAUUUCGUUUCUAGAAAGGACUGCAACCACAGUCACCACGACAACAACUUGGACGAGGAGGCUGCUGACGUGGCAAAAAACGAGAGGAAUAAUGAUAAUGUUCAAUGGGCGCUGGGUAAGGCCGGUGAAGAUCGUGUGCACGUGGUGGUAUCCGAAGAACAGGGGUGGAUGUUCGUUGGAAUUUAUGAUGGUUUCAAUGGUCCGGAUGCGCCCGAAUUUUUGAUGGGUAAUCUUUAUAGAGCUGUUUAUAAUGAGUUACAAGGUUUAUUUUGGGAUGUUGAGGAGCCAGAUGAUGAAAUCAAGAAUGCAAAUGAUGAUAAUACUCAGGAAACUGAAACUAAAAUUGACCCAGUGGUUUUAAGUAAUGAAAAUGAAACGAAAGAUAUAGAGAGAGCUAAAAAAGUGACUUUUGAAUCAGAGGGAACAGAAAAUAGGAGGAGGAGACUAUGGGAAUUUUUGGCCGAGGAGGACACCGAAGAUGGAUUGGAUCUUUCUGGGUCAGAGAGGUUUGCAUUUUCAGUGGAUGAUGCCAUUAGUGUCAACAAGGAGAGCUCAGCUGCGAGUAGGAGAUGGUUGCUGUUGUCAAAGUUGAAACAAGGGUUGUUGACAAAGCAUAAGGAGGUUGGUUAUGGGAGGAAAUCAUUGUUUCCGUGGAGGUUUGGAUUGGAGGAGAAAGAGAAGGUUGGAUUAGAUGAGAACAGAGUAGAGGAGAAGGUUGCAAAGAGUGGAAAGAAGCGAAAAGAGGGCCCGGUUGAUCAUGAAUUGGUGUUGGAGGCGAUGUCGCGAGCUCUAGAAUUGACUGAGCUUGCAUACUUGGAUAUGACGGAUAAGGUUCUUGAUACGAAUCCGGAGCUAGCAUUGAUGGGUUCGUGUUUAUUGGUUGUGUUGAUGAGGGAUGAGGAUGUGUAUGUGAUGAAUGUGGGUGAUAGUAGGGCAAUUGUAGCACAGUUUCAGCCUGAAGCAGCUGAAUGUAGUGUGGGGAUGAAAGGGCCUGGGGGCAAUGGGUCAAGUAUGGAGGGUAUAGUUGAGGAAUUGCCAGUGACACAGGAUGAAAGGGGAAGUAAGGUGAGGACAAAUGAGGCUUCUGCCCAACGAAUGAAAUUGACUGCAUUGCAGCUUUCGACUGAUCACAGCACCAGCAUUGAAGAAGAAAUCAUAAGAAUAGAGAAUGAACACCCGGAUGAUAGCCAAUGUAUUGUCAAUGAUAGAGUGGAAGGUCGUCUUAAGGUUACCAGAGCAUUUGGAGCUGGAUUUCUGAAAAAGUUCCCAGUGUAUUGUUUUAUCCAAUGGUGUGUUUUAAAAACUUGCUCAAUGAUAUCAUGGCAUCUUGGUGCAGCCCAAGUUGAACGAUUCAUUAUUGGAAAUGUUUCGAAAUGAGUAUAUUGGAACUGCUCCAUACAUAUCCUGCACGCCUUCUCUUCAUCACCAUAGACUCUGCCCAAGAGAUUAAUUUUUGAUCCUCUCAUCCGAUGGCUUAUAUCAGUAUCUGACCAAUCAGGAAGUGGUUUCAAAUGUUGAGAGUUUCAUGGAGAAGUUUCCAGAUGGUGAUCCUGCACAGCACCUAAUAGAGGAGCUGCUCUUCCAUGCAGCUGACAAAGCUGGAAAAAAUGAUAGAGCUGUAAGAUGAAACACCAACAGGGGAAAGUGAAAAAACAGAAGCAAAAAUAUGUGAGAAAGUUCUGGGUAAAGCUUUCGGAUUUAAUCAAAAUUUUGAAUUUUCACACACUAAGCAUCAUGAUACUGCAGCAGAAGCAGAGUUAAGGUGCAUAGUACAACAAGAAGAAAAUAAGAUUAAACAGUUGGAGGAGCAACUCGUCUUAGUUGAUCAACAAAAACAUAAAGUAAAAAGCCUUGAACAACAACAAUUUGUCCUGUUGGAGAUGAUGCAGCAGCUAACUAUAGCCCUUGAACUACAACAAUCUGAUAAAGCUCCAACUCGACAACCAUCGCCAUCUCCAAUUGCUAAAGACUCGUCCUUAUCAACUACAACUAUUU
Molecule: messenger RNA, 2870 nt
Organism: Pistacia vera
Lineage: Eukaryota; Viridiplantae; Streptophyta; Magnoliopsida; Sapindales; Anacardiaceae
Product: protein phosphatase 2C 29
Exons: 4
Coding region: 156-2252 (698 amino acids)
Biological process (GO): protein dephosphorylation
Molecular function (GO): protein serine/threonine phosphatase activity
Source: RefSeq, a predicted model, not a curated record